AUGGCAACAGGAGUAAAACCUCGUGAUGAAGAACCUAAUUUUACUAGAGCAGACCUCGAAGCAAUUCAAGACGCUAUGAAAAGCAAGAAAUUUCGAGAACUACUUAACGAAUACUGCGAUGAAGUACGUGACCCGGCAAAUCAAGCAAUCUAUCAAAAAGAAAUGACCCAACUAGAAAAGGAACGUGGCUACGAUGUAACUUUCAUCAAUCCUAAAGGCAGUUAUGUUAUUAAAACGAGCGUCGCUGGCGACAGAAAGGCUUUUAUCAAUAUUUGCAGCAAUGAGAAUGUUGAGAAACCAUCUUGCCGUGUUCAGGAGAUUAAUGGCCAAAAAGGUAUGAAUUGGCAACUACCAUAUACCCUUAUUCCUCCUCGGGAAGACUUCGAUCACAACAAACAACGCUGCGUAAUUUACGAUGUUGUUUUUCACCCGGACACAUUGCGCAUGGCAGAGGUUAACAAAAAAUUCAGAGAAUUGGUAAACAAAAGUGCCUUUGAUGGAUUACAGAAAACAUACAACAUUCAUUUAGACAGCAACAAUUGCCGGUUCCCUAAGUCUUACUACAAAGGAAUGUCCACCGCGGCUGUGAUUAGAAAAGAAGACCCCAACUUUAAACCAGUUACUGAUGAAGAAAACGAGGAAUUAUCUGAAGAGGUAAUUAACAAGUUAUAUCCUCAACAUUUAUAUCCAGAUAAAAAAGAACCCCAAGAAGUUAAUACAAAUAAAACUAUAAAAGAACAUAGAAAAAAAGCAAAAAACUGUCAUAAAGAUUACAGCCAUGCUUCUGAAAAUGGUUAUACAGUGCCAAAAUAUGUUAUUAAACAGCAAAAAAAUGUUGACAUGCAGGAAUUCACUAACAGUAGAGAUUGUAAACAUUACUCUGCUAUACCAAGUCAUAUAGUUGUUGAAAUAAACAUGCCGCUUAUCUCAUCAACACAAGAUUGUUCUUUAGAUGUUCGGGAGAAGAGAUUAAGUUUAAUCUCUGAAAAACCAGCAAAAUAUAAAUUAGAACUUGAAUUGCCAUAUCCUGUUGAUAGCGAUUGUGGCAAUGCCAGAUUUGACAAAUCAAAACAUACUCUAACUGUAACAUUACCUGUAAUCAGAAAGAGCUUAUCCAGUACUUCAUUGUCCCUGAAAGGAGAUAGUGGGGUUGAAAGUGAAGAUACUUCGAACAGUGAUGAAGAAUGUAAGACAAACCUUGUAGAAGAAAUAUCAUCUACACCAUCAGAACCCACUAUGUCUAAGUCGUUAAGCCCUAUCGAUGAAACUGGAUUCUUAGAUUCCUCAAUUGGCUACACACUCCCUCCAUAUACAUACAAUGCAUUAGAUGAUAUUCUAGCUUUUACAUUUCAUGUUAAAAAUACUGAACCUGAUUCUGUGAAAGUAAAGCAUGAUAAAAACAGUGUAUACAUCAAGUUCUCAUCACUCGGUUCAGGGUUUGUUCCUUUACACUAUGCAGCCCUAAUUGUAUUCAAGGAUGAAAUAAACUUGGAAAAUGUAUCCGGUGAAGCUUGGGACAAUAAUGUUAUUUUACAAUUAGAAGUCCUUGGAAACCUACCUGAAAAAUUCCAAAUAGGAUUAACAGAAAGUGAUAUGAAAACUGAAUGCUUUGAUCUUGUUCCGACUAAGCAAAUUGUUAAUACCGAAGAAUUGGAAGAAAUGUCAGAAAAGGAUACACUAACUCCAUUAAUAGAAGUCACGAACUUUGGAAAAGAAACAAAUAUAGUUGUGUCAUCAAAAAGUAACGAAGAUGUUCUCGACGAGGAUGAUGAUGAUGAAGAAAAUGAAAAAGAAAUUGUUUGGACGGAAUCAUUCACUAAUACCGGAGCUAAGAGCAUCUUACGCAAGUCUAUGCCCAUGAUGCGUAGUUUCUCUGAAUCAAGUGCUGGAGAUGUUGCAUCAUCAAUGGAUUACAUUAGCUCUGAUUAUAUCCAUGAGGAAUCGAGUUUAAAAAAGACUGUUAGGUUUAAUGAUGUCAUUGCUAAGCAAUUUUACAGGUAUAAUUCUUCAAUUGAGGGCCAAAAAAAGAAAAAUCAGCGUAAGAAGAGCAAAAAACGUAACCUUGAGAGGCGUAAGAGUGAAAGUGAAGCUGAAGAUGACACUUCAAAUUCAUUAAAGUUUUCAAAACCGAGGAAGGCUGCUAUCAAGCAGCGUCACGACAGUGGAGUGCCGGACACUUCAGAUGCAGAGGAAAGUAAAAAUAUAAUGUCCGACAGUGAUUUAUACAGCAACCAGUAUGAUGAAAAUGCCAAUGAAAACACCAUAAAAACAGAAAAAACAAAAAAUAUUGAUAGUAAUGGUAAUAAAAAUUUUGAAAAUUGGCAGAAAGGUGCAAAACCUUUGCCACAAAAGAAGCAAUCAUGUGAUAGUAUAAAACAUAACACAAAUCUCUAUGAUCCUAACAGAUUAAACAAAGGCCAAUAUCUGGAAGUCCAAUUCAAGAAUGAUCUCAUAUUUGAUCUUGAUAUGUGA
Molecule: messenger RNA, 2472 nt
Organism: Danaus chrysippus (African queen)
Lineage: Eukaryota; Metazoa; Arthropoda; Insecta; Lepidoptera; Nymphalidae
Source: the annotation of a GenBank genome assembly